UCAGACUACAUCAAUGCUAGUCUUAUGGACGGCUACAAGAGGAGCAACGCUUAUAUCGCAACUCAGGGUCCUCUGCCGAAGACGUUUGGUGAUUUCUGGCGCAUGGUGUGGGAGCAGAUGGUGCUGAUAGUUGUCAUGACUACCAGGGUGGUAGAGCGUGGGAGAGUAAAGUGUGGUCAGUACUGGCCGAAAGAGGAGGGGACAACGGAGCAGCAUGGACACUUCCUGGUUCGGAACACAUCCAUCCAGCUAUAUCAGGACUUUAGACUGUCUCACCUGGAACUAUACAACAGCCAGACAGGUGAGAGGAGGGAGGUCUCCCACUACCUGUAUGUCAGCUGGCCAGACUUCGGUGUGCCCAAGUGUGCGUUGGCCAUGUUGGAUUUCCGUGAGCACGUGCAGCAGCGGCAGGAGGCGGCGCUGAGGAGUCUGGGAGCUGAGUGGGUGGGACCCCCAGGUGGCCCACCGCUGGUCGUACACUGCAGCGCAGGCAUCGGACGCACAGGUACGUUCUGUACCCUGGACAUCUGUCUGUCCAGGCUGGAGGACAUUGGGACGGUGGAUGUGUGUGAGACAGUAAGGAGGAUGAGGACCCAGAGAGCCUUCAGUAUACAGACCUGGGAUCAGUAUUACUUCUGCUACACGGCCGUCAUCGAGUACGCACAGCGACGCGGCAAACUGACCCCGGUACAGUGGUCCGAUUCAGACCUGGAGACAGACAGCGAGUGACGGGGAUGGGAU
Molecule: messenger RNA, 741 nt
Organism: Oncorhynchus gorbuscha (pink salmon)
Lineage: Eukaryota; Metazoa; Chordata; Actinopteri; Salmoniformes; Salmonidae
Product: tyrosine-protein phosphatase non-receptor type 9-like
Exons: 5
Biological process (GO): protein dephosphorylation
Molecular function (GO): protein tyrosine phosphatase activity
Source: RefSeq, a predicted model, not a curated record